Messenger RNA from Strongylus vulgaris, 438 nucleotides. The record is from the annotation of a GenBank genome assembly. NCBI's taxonomy places the organism in Eukaryota, Metazoa, Nematoda, Chromadorea, Rhabditida, Strongylidae.
AUGGUUCGUCGAGUUCGCAAUCGGUACGUUCCUGGAUUCCACACUUGGAAUCCUCCUGGCCCCAAUCGGAACAUUUCUGAAGUCCAUCAGCCAAAUCAAAACCCGCCCGUAGAUAUUCCCUUUGCACAGGAUGGUGAACAUGUAGGGAGACAAGAUCCUAUCAACCAUGAUCAACCACGAAGAAGUUCUUGCAAUCAACGGAAGCGGGCUACGUCUUCUGGUUCGUCUGACUUAGAAGACACAGAUGGUGGAGGUUCGGAAUCCGAUUCCGACCACCGUACUCCAAAAAUGAAAAGAAGUGAAAGAGACGCAGAAAAGCGAAAGAGCACACCAGAUCAGCCGAGAGAUGAUGAGAAACCACACAGACCCAGAAGAAAGAAGAAAAGAAGUGAACGUGAUGACAAGACGGUCGUUGAGGAUUAUAAGGAUCUACAUUAG